Ailuropoda melanoleuca (giant panda) is the source of this 1822-nucleotide messenger RNA. RefSeq names its product glutathione S-transferase omega 2 (gene GSTO2). NCBI's taxonomy places the organism in Eukaryota, Metazoa, Chordata, Mammalia, Carnivora, Ursidae. The transcript has 7 exons. Bases 816 to 1547 code for a protein of 243 amino acids. The record is from RefSeq and is a predicted model, not a curated record. Gene Ontology annotation, biological process: L-ascorbic acid metabolic process; glutathione metabolic process. Gene Ontology annotation, cellular component: cytoplasm. Gene Ontology annotation, molecular function: glutathione transferase activity; glutathione dehydrogenase (ascorbate) activity.
AUCAAAAUCAGAGAGCUGUCGACCCGCCCUAUUACCCUUUCCUGUACUUAAACGUAAGAGCGCUUAACAAUCACCUAAGGCUCACCGCUUGAUUUCCGACAUAGUGGCUCCAGGGUGAGCAGCGAGGUCCACAUUUGAAAUGCUCCCCCCGCCCCAUGGUGAUGCAGGCGAUCUGAGGACCGCACCCUGAGAGGCAGUGACAACCGGUUGACUUCACAAAAGGCAGGCUGCCCUCGGCGGCCACCAACGCCCAGGCUCCGGGCGGAACCGUCUCCGCCGCCGUCCGCCUGCCCCACCCUCCAGGCCCGGGUCGGCUGCGGGCGGAUUUCAGUCGGAUGUAGACCCGGGCGCAGAGGUAUCACGGCCAGCCACAACCUGGCUCCCACUUUUGCCAGCCACAGACACGGGUAGGACUUGCCACUUCGGGGUCCAGCAGCCUGUAACGCGGCCGCCCAUUGGCUCAGCUUCGUACCGUUCGACCGGAGAGCUUCCAAAGGCUUUAAGGAUUGGCUGGAUCGCCAGGCGCCGCGGCCGGUUGGCGGGUAGGAUCGCGUUCUGAGGGGCGGGUUCCGCUUGGGCCCCGCCUCCCUCUGCUGGCACCGCCCCUUGCUGCCACCUCCGCUCCGCAUCCGGUUCCGUCGGCUGGGCGCGCGGAGCUUCUUCGGCGUGUCUCUAUCACCUCCGCUGGGUGGGUCUGUCGGUGUGCGAGGCAUUGAAAGGGAGAAGGGGGUUGAGGAGGAGCGCGCUGCAGCGCGGCUGUCCUCGGAGCCUGCGGCCGCGGCGAACGUUCCACGCUGCUCAGACGCUCGGAGAUCAUGGAGGAUGCGACUAGGGCCUUGGGGAAAGGAAGCCAACCCCCGGGGCCGGUCCCCGAGGGCCUGAUCCGCAUCUACAGCAUGAGGUUCUGCCCCUACGCGCACAGGACGCGCCUUGUCCUCCGGGCCAAAGGCAUCAGACAUGAAGUUAUCAACAUUAACCUGAGAAACAAGCCUGAGUGGUACUAUACAAAGCACCCUUUUGGCCAAAUUCCUGUCCUGGAGAACAGCAAAUGUCAGUUGAUCUACGAAUCUGUCAUCGCUUGUGAGUACCUGGAUGAUGCUUAUCCUGGAAGAAAGCUGUAUCCAUAUGACCCUUACGAGCGGGCUCGCCAAAAGAUGUUAUUGGAGUUAUUCUAUAAGGUCCCACAUUUGACCAAGGAGUGUCUGGUAGCAUUGAGAUGCGGGAGAGAAUGCGGUGAUCUGAAGCUAGCCCUGCGUCAGGAAUUCUGCAACCUUGAAGAGAUUCUUGGCUAUCAGAACACCAUCUUCUUUGGUGGAGACCGUAUAUCCAUGAUCGAUUACCUCUUUUGGCCCUGGUUUGAGCGGCUGGAUGUAUAUGGAAUCGCCGACUGUUUGAACCACAUGCCAGCACUGAGGCUCUGGACAGCAGCCAUGAAGCAGGACCCCACAGUGUGUGCUCUUCUCAUAGAUAAGAACAUUUUCUUGGGCUUCUUGAAUCUUUAUUUUCAGAACAACCCUGAUGCCUUUGACUAUGGGCUACCUUGCUGAGCCUCAGUCCACCCCUUCACCAUCCAGAAUUCCCAAGCAUGUCGUGACUCUGCAUCAGAAAUUGUUUUGGUAGGUCAGUCAAUCUCUGUUCAUUUUCUUUGAGGUUCCCAAUAAACGUGGAGAUAGAAAAUGUAUUCUUUCUGGUAAUCCAUUUGUCUGACUCUUCUGGCUCAUACCUUCUCAUGAUUCCCUAGAAAUCUCUAGUGCCCAGUGCUAAUGUCCAAGCACAUUUGGGAGCCUGGGAGCCUGAGUGCCUCCUGGUUCCUUGGCCUUUG